CUUAAGACCUUAAGCCAUUUCCUUUCUCUUCCAUUUGCAAAGAGAAAAUCAUCUUGCUCUUCUGGCAUUAGCAGCUCUUGUACAGGGAAGUGGCUUGCCCGCUUUCUGGGGCACAGAGAGGUGGGAUUCUUGCUGUUAAUGGGGCUGGCAAACACACAGAUGGCAGAUUUCUGAGCUUGCCCUUAGACCUGCUCACAGCUAGCUAUAUCCAGAUUUUUCCCUGUCUCCUCCUAGCUCUUUUCCUUCCCCUCCUCUUCCACUUCCCCAGAGGAAUCAGGAAAAGACCCUGAAUGUCUCUUGCCUCAAAUACUGCAGGCACAUGGUGGAAUCGGGGGGACUGAGCAAAUUAUUUCAGUGAGUUGGAGGGUUAGGGUAGUUGUGAGAUGUGGCACUAGCAGGCAGAAGCAGAACACAAGACCCAAAGAGGAAGUGGGGAGGGAAAGAAAACCUGACACACAUUCACCAAAAGAAUGCAAAAGAGAGCAAGAAACCAGAGGAAGGAUUUGCACUGAUGGAUUUCCAGCCCAGGGGAAUAAACCAGAAUGGUAUGAGAAACCCAGAUGAAACCAGAAGUGAUGUGAAAGGAGAGGGAAGCAGGCGCCGUCUGCAGCUGCACAACCUGCCCUGAGAGCUGGAGGGAUGGGAAGCCCCCAAGCAUCCUCAGCCUGCGACAUGAGCGAGAGGAGAUGAGCCGCACCGAGUACCUGGCAGUACAAUAUCCCUCGUCCUUCUCCAUCCCAGCCAUCUCCUGGGGUAGCUUCACUCGGACAGGCCACAGUCUCCGGCCACAGGACAGUGUCACCAUGAGCUGUCCCUUCCACCGCUGCUGGCCCUGAGCAGUGAAUCCUGGAGGACUGAGCAUCCGAAGAAGUGCAGAAGGAAGCAGAAAGGCUCUCUGCAAGCUCCUAGCUCCAGGUAAUUACAAUGGAUAUCUGUAAGAUACAUGAAAACGCCUCCAAAUGCAGUGUGAAUGCUAUGGAGUGCUUCAUGGUCCUCAGCACUCAAGCGCAGAAGGUAAGCAUUGCCACGCUGUGCGGCCUCUUUGGGACACUGUGCAUUUUCGAGAACUCUUUGGUGCUGUACUUGAUCUUCUCCUCCCCCCGGACCAGGAGAAAGCCCUCCUACCUCUUUAUCAGCAGCCUGGCCUUGGCUGACAUUCUGGCCAGCAUCAUCUUUGUCUGCAGUUUUGUUAACUUCCAUGUCUUUAAUAAAACUGAUUUCUCUAAAGAAACGUUCCUGCUGCAGCUGGGAGGGGUGAACACAUCCUUCUCUGCCUCCGUGAGCAGUUUGCUGCUGACAGCCCUGGACCGUUACAUCUCCAUCAGCCGGCCCUCUGAAUACAAGCUCCUCAUGACAAGGAAGAGAGCGUGGAUAGCCCUGGGGGUACUUUGGGUGACAUGUGCAACCAUUGCUUCCCUGCCUCUCCUGGGCUGGAACUGCUGCACGCUCAAUUCGACCUGCUCCGAGCUGUUCCCAUUUGUGGACCACAAAUAUCUGUCGAGCUGGAUCUGCUUCAUCGUGGCCCUGUUGGGGUGUAUUGUCUACGCCUACGCGCAUGUGCUAUGGAGGGCUCACCAGCACGUGGCCUACAUGGAGAAGAACCAAGUGCAGGUGGGAAAACAAAAUGCCAGGAUGAGGAUGGACGUCAUGCUGGCCAAGACCCUUGUCAUGGUGCUGACUGUCCUCGUGCUGUGCUGGUCUCCAGUCCUCAUUCUCAUGAUCUACAGCAUCUUUGCCAGGCUGAGCAAUCACCUGCGCAAGGUGUUUGCCUUCUGCAGCACCCUCUGCCUGCUCAAUUCCAUGGUGAACCCCAUUAUUUAUGCCCUGAGGAGCAAGGAGCUAUAUUCCUCCCUAAGGAUGAUCUUUUCUCGGUUCAGGAGGCAGCUGAAGGCCUCUGAGGAAAGCCCAGAAGCAGAGAGCACCCACAAGUCCUCCAUAGUAGAGACUGUCUGUGAGGACAUGCGCGUAACGUAGGGAGGCAGCCAUGGAAAGUCUGUGCUCAGGCUGGCAGAAACAUCCUGGAUCACUUUUUCUUUUUUCUUAUGGGGGUCCUGGGAGAUGAGGGAUCAGAUGCCUGUCAUGGUGCCAGCUCCCACUGAUGUUAUUCUUAGACGCUGGGACAUCAAGUCCAUGGACUUACACAGGCAGCCGGUGCCCAAGCUGCAGAAAUACCAGUGCCAGGUCAGUGUGCCAGCCAUGAGGCAGCCAUGCCCCAGCACAGCAGAUCCUAAUAUUUUAUGACAACUCCUGCCUGGCCUCCUGCCUGUCCACCAGUAACCUCCUAACCCAUUUUUCUUACAUUCAAUGGUGUCUUCUUCCUUACACUCAAUAAAAUAUAGCUAACCUCAAGUAAAACGUUCCACAGACCUUCAGGUUCUCUAGAAAUCCCCAGAUAUCACACAACUCUCUCUAAACCCCUUAACUGUGCAGGGGCAGGGUUGUUGGGCACCAUCAACAAAACGUUAAUAGCCCAUCGCUACGUAGCAGAGGUGCAUCUACUUAUACCAGACUUCAAUGCUGUCCCGGGGUGUUGUGUAUUAGCAACACGGUGACAAAAGAUCUUCAGGUCCUGGAAAAGGCGGCAGAGAACAACGCCGAGUCGUGACGAGCUCCCACCGGCUGCCUCGCUGCAUCGCGCGGGAGCAGGACUGGCAGCAGCAGAAGGUACCUCAGCCCUUGCUGGGAAAGGUGCAGGUGGCUUCUCUUGACUCGUUUGCAGACGGUCCCGGCUAAUCAUGUCUCACCGCAUUUAGGAUCGGGUUGAUUUUAGCGUCUAAUUCUUUAUGGAAAACUGAAAUGCUCUCACUGUG
Molecule: messenger RNA, 2810 nt
Organism: Egretta garzetta (little egret)
Lineage: Eukaryota; Metazoa; Chordata; Aves; Pelecaniformes; Ardeidae
Gene: CNR2
Product: cannabinoid receptor 2
Exons: 3
Coding region: 925-1974 (349 amino acids)
Biological process (GO): cannabinoid signaling pathway
Cellular component (GO): membrane
Molecular function (GO): cannabinoid receptor activity
Source: RefSeq, a predicted model, not a curated record